AUGAAGGCUCGCGCCAUCGUCCUACUGGACCUCGACUACUUCUACUGCCAAGUCGAGAUGCUCCGCAACGGGCUUCCGGCGGAGCGGCCAGUCGCCGUAACCCAAAAGUUCCUCGUCGUGACAUGCAACACCCUCGUCGCGUCUGAUGAGGCGAUGCAGGCGCUUCGCGCCUUUGGGCCGGUGCAGCGAGUCGGUCUGGACGAGUUCUUCAUCGACGUCACAGCUGCGGCCGAGGCGCGUGCUAGCGCUGGCGCCUGGGCGCCAGGCACGCACGUCCACACCGCCGCGCAGGGCACGACCACGGCAGAAGCUCUCGCCCGCGCGGGCACCGCGCCUGCCGUCCGCCGCGCAACGGGCCUGACCAGCUCCGCCGGCGUCGCGCACAACAAGCUGCUCGCCAAGCUCGCAGCCUCGCUGCACAAGCCGGACGCGCAGACCGCGCUGCCCGCCUCCGAGGCGAGCGCGUUCGUCGCGCCGCUGCCGCUGCGCGCGCUGCAAUACUGCGCUCGCGCGGCGGCGGCGCUGCACGCCACCGGCUGCACCACGGUGGCGGAGGCGCGAGAGGCGGGGCUGGCGGCGCUGCAGCGCGCGCUCGGCGCCGCCGCAGGGCGGAGGCUGGCGGCGCAGUGCGAGGGGGCGUGCGCCGAGCCGGUCAAGGAGAGCGGGCCGCCGCUCUCGGUGACGGUGGAGGACUCGUUCAAAGCGGCGCACUCGGUGGAGGCGCUGCGGCUGGUGCUGCAGGUGCUCGCGCCGGACCUGCGGCGGAGGCUAGCGGACGAGGCGGCUGCGGCGUCGCGCGGCCGGUUUGCGAGCUCGCUACAGGUGCGGUGGCGGCACCACGGAACACGCACGAUGCAGAACCCGACCGGCGAGCGCGACGCGUCGGCGGCCCUCUCUGCGUCAGUCGCUCGUGCGCCAUGCCGUCGGGCGCCAGCGGGGAGCGAGGCGCCGCCGCCAUCGCCGCCGCUGCUGAGGCGGCCGCCGUUCCACCUGACGCUGCUCGCCCUCUCCGCCACCAAGUUUGCGCAGGCGGGCGGGCUGCAGGCGGGCGGGCUACGCGACGCGGCGGGCUCGCGCGGAGCAGUUGCCGGCGAGAAGGGCGCGUCGCCACAGGCGAAGCAGGCGGCGGCGGCGCAUCGAGAUUUCCGCUCGGGGUAUCAGUUGGGCCAGGGCUCUCCGGUGGUGCUGAUGAGCAAGGCGGAGGAGAGGCGCGACUGGAGCGAGUGGGCGUGGGAGGGCGGCGGGGAGGAGGAGCUGUGCGGCGGCGACGAGGAGGCUGGCGGCGCAGAGCCGCACGACGUGGGCCCCUGCUUCCCCUCCCUGCGGGAGCUGGGGGCACGGAGCCCGAGCGGAGAGGCGGGAGCGAACGAGGCGCAGGAGGCAGGGCUCGCGGGCAGGAACCGCCUGCCCGUGUGGAGCGAGGUGGCGCCAGCGGCGCGCGGAGGCCGGGAAAGCGCGAUCGAGGACACAGCGACCACGAGGGACGUCGUCUACUUGUGUUCCAAUGUGUUGCGUCUGUACGCGGGAAACAUGGCCUCCCACCGCAUCGGCGCCCGCCUCUCUGGCCUCUCCCCGGAGCAGCUGCUCGUGAUCAUCAAGGAGCAGGGUCUCUCACGCUCGCAGCUGUGCGCCAUCAUCGAGGCGCAGGCGGGCGAGAGCGCCGCCGCGCUGCGCGUGGCGGAGGAGCACGCCGCACGGCUCGUGGAGCAGCCCGAGUGGGUGCUCUCCGAGGUCCUCCUCUCGCCGGACCUCGCCCCGCACAUCCUCGCCCAGCUGCCGACCAAGGCGCACGCCGCCAAGGGGACAUGCCGCGCUGCUAAAGUGCACACGCCACAAACGAGGGGUGGACGGCAAAAAAUAAAUCCUGUUUUUUUGUCGGGCUGUGUGAGCCCGAAAAAGCAGGACAGCUUCGGCUGA
Emiliania huxleyi CCMP1516 is the source of this 1917-nucleotide messenger RNA. RefSeq names its product DNA polymerase eta. Bases 1 to 1917 code for a protein of 638 amino acids. Gene Ontology annotation, molecular function: damaged DNA binding. NCBI's taxonomy places the organism in Eukaryota, Haptophyta, Isochrysidales, Noelaerhabdaceae. Gene Ontology annotation, biological process: DNA repair. The record is from RefSeq and is a predicted model, not a curated record. The transcript has 11 exons.